This is a messenger RNA of Boleophthalmus pectinirostris (great blue-spotted mudskipper), 4829 nucleotides long. RefSeq names its product translation initiation factor IF-2-like. The transcript has 2 exons. Gene Ontology annotation, biological process: regulation of transcription by RNA polymerase II. Lineage: Eukaryota; Metazoa; Chordata; Actinopteri; Gobiiformes; Gobiidae. The record is from RefSeq and is a predicted model, not a curated record. Gene Ontology annotation, molecular function: DNA-binding transcription factor activity; RNA polymerase II cis-regulatory region sequence-specific DNA binding. Bases 74 to 1810 code for a protein of 578 amino acids.
CGGGUGUUUUGUCUGUUGGCGCCGUUAGCUCGCUGAAGCUAAAGCUAAAAGUGGAGGAAAACUGCGGCGGAAAAUGUCGAAAGGCCAAACUCUGCGCGCGCGCGUCAACGAGCGGCUGACUGCGGCCGCCGAGGAGAUCUUCGCGCUCGUGGAGAGGACGAUCGCGGAGUACGAGGAGGAACUGUGCCGCUCCAAAGAAGAAAACCAGAGGAAACAGCAGCUGCUCGACUCGGUUCUGCCGCCGCGGGACUCGCACGGAUCAGGCGUCCCGUUCGAGCCGGUCCGCGCCGAGGAGUUCGUCCGGUCCUCGACCCCGGAGGAGGAGCAGAGCCGCCGGCGCGACGAGGACGAGGAGCUGUCCUUCAUCCCCGACAUCCUGGUCAAGGGCGAGAACGGAGGGAACCUGUCCUCGCUCUUCCAACCGCAAACCGACCACAGGGACGCUCCCGGGACGCACGCCUACGGAGGAGACAAAGCGCAGGGACACGGCUACGGAGGAGACAAAGCACCUGUGACGCACGGAUACGGAGAAGAUAAAAACCAAGGACACGGAUACGGAGGAGACAAAAAUCAAGGACACGGAUACGGAGACAAAGCACAGGGACAUGGCUACGGAGGAGACAAAGCACAGGGACAUGGACACGGAUACGGAGGAGACAAAGCACCUGUGACGCACGGAUACGGAGACAAAGCACAGGGACACGGAUACGGAGACAAAAAUCAAGUACACGCAUACGGAGGAGACAAAACACAGGGAUACGGAGACAAAACACAGGGACACGGAUACGGAGGAGACAAAACACAGGGUCACGCGUACGGGGACAAAACCCAGGGACACGGAUACAUAGGAGACAAAACGCAGGGAUACGUGGACAAAAACCAGGGUCACGGCUUCAGUGGAGACAAAAACCAGGGUCAUGCGUACGCGGACAAGACCCAGGGACAUGGAUACGGAGGAGAUAAAACGCAGGGUCACGGAUACGGAGACAAAAACCAGGGUCACGGAUACGGAGGGGACAAAGCGCAGGGUCACGGCUGCGAAGAGGAAGCGGAGGGACACGGGUACGGACACGGACACGAGGAGGACCACUUCAAACACUUCGAGGAGUCGGACAAAGUGGAGCAGGUGGACUCGGACUCGGAGAGCGACGAGGACUGGGAGCCUCCGGGCGGCAGCCGAGUCGCCAAGAGGAUGAGGACGGACCGGGAAAACUACGACCACAAAGACGACUCCCUGGAGAUGAUGCUCAACGAGAGUUUCUCCGACCACGACAUCGAGAACAAAAUGCAGAUCCACGAGUGCCUGGCGUGCGGCGAGACGUUCGAGCGCAGCGGCGAGCUCCAGAAGCACAUGGCGUCGCACGUGGGCUUCAACUGCCCCGUGUGCGGGAAGGACUUCACGCGGGAACACGAGUUUAAGACGCACUUGGCCGUCCACACCGGGAACACGCCGUUCGGGUGUUCGGAGUGCGAGGCGCAGUUCGCUGUCCAGGAUCAUUUGGACCGUCACAUGAAAAUCCACCUGACGCAGACGCCGUUCAGCUGCCCCGUCUGCAAGAAGUCGUUCACGAGGAAGUACCGGCUGCGCUCGCACAUGUCCUCGCACACCGGGGAGAAGCCGUUCAGCUGCCCCGUGUGCGCCCGCGGAUUCACCCGCAAGGACAACCUGGGCGCCCACAUGGCCACGCACACGGGGCAGAAGCCGUUCAUCUGCGCCAUCUGCAACAAGUGCUUCAUGAGGAAAGACCGGCUGACGGCGCACAUGAGCUCCCACACCGGCGAGCACUUCUGCCUCAAGAAGAAGAACUAGACACGCCGACCCUUUAAAAGUCCACCCCCCACCCCCCUGCGCUGCGAACAGGAAGUGCUCCGGUGUCAUCUAGAGAUCUCUCCCGGGGCCCUAGUCAAACCCUCUUUACAGUUAGAAGUGCGAGUUUGUACGAGGCUCCGCCCACCUGCUCCCACACGACAAGUCUCCAUAAAAACACAGAAACACAAGUGCUGUAUUUUUCAGAUUCUAAGGCGCGUUAAGAGAAAAAAAAAACAGAUCAGUCAAAUUUGAUUAAACUCAUUCAUAAAAACUCAAAACAUUGUUCAGUUUUAAAACAUAAAAAACAAAACACGACGUUCAUUGUUCUUCCUCAGAUCCAUCAAACCCUUCAUCUUCUGUGUCUGAGGUUAACAGUUUGGCAAUUUCCGAUCUGUUUCAGUCCUGGUUUAGACCUGGUUUAGACCUGGUUUAGAUCUGGUUUAGACCUGGUUUAGACCUGGUUUAGACCUGGUUUAGACCUGGUUUAGACCAUGUUUAGACCAUGUUUAGACCUGGUUUAGAUCAUGUUUAGAUCAUGUUUAGAUCAUGUUUAGAUCAUGUUUAGACCACGUUUAGACCAUGUUUAGUCCUGGUUUAGACCUGGUUUAGACCACGUUUAGAUCUGGUUUAGACCUGGUUUAGAUCUGGUUUAGACCUGGUUUAGACCACGUUUAGACCUGGUUUAGACCACGUUUAGACCUGGUUUAGACCAUGUUUAGACCUGGUUUAGACCACGUUUAGACCUGGUUUAGAUCUGGUUUAGACCUGGUUUAGACCUGGUUUAGACUUGGUUUAGACCAUGUUUAGACCUGGUUUAGACCACGUUUAGAUCUGGUUUAGACCUGGUUUAGACCUGGUUUAGACCCGUUUAGACCUGGUUUAGACCUGGUUUAGACCUGGUUUAGACCUGGUUUAGACCUGGUUUAGACCUGGUUUAGACCACAUUUGGAUCUGAUUUAGACCACGUUUAGACCUUGAGACCACUUGAGUCAUACUAAAACAUUCGGACAGAUUUUUGAGCACUUUGUAUCUCAUAAAAUCAGUUUGAGGUCAGUAACACCAGAAUUAAAAUAUGAGGCACAAAAAAGUUGAUUUUUGAUAAAAUUAAAGGAUUUUCCGUGCGCCUUAUUGUCUGAAAAAUCCAGUCGUUUCAUGAGCAGUUUUCGUGACCUGUGAGCAAAGGAAUGUCUCGUGUUGAUACGUUAUUUUGGGCAAAUCCGUAUUUUUCCAAACAAUAAAACAUAAUCUAAAGAUAUAAUCUCAAGUUAAGUAUUAGUGGAUAAUCCCCUCGUCUUUAAAGAAGCUGCUCAAACUGUAGCUUUUUGUAUUAAACAUUUAAAGGACCUAAACCUCACUUUUUGCCUCACGCCUCCUCCUCUUUCCACGCGAUUCUCCGUCGAUAAACUCUGAUUGGACGAGUAUUUUUAAUGAUUCUCAUCCAGCGUAACUUCAGUCAGUUUUUUUAUUGAUUUAUUUUGCGUUUCCACUCGAGCGUUUGAUGUAAAACCCAAUUUCCUGAACUCGCUGAAAUAAACGGCGCUUCUGGGCCUUCGGUAACGAGCGUAGUUUUAAAUCAAUGCGUUUUUGUAUCCGUACUUUGAUACUUGAGGGGGCUCUGCGCGUCUAUAUCUGCGGCGGAAUGUUCAGCAUGUUACCACGGCGAUGCAGCAACAGCAAAUGCGACUGGACCGAGAAGUUUUUUUUUUUUUUUUUUUAAAGACAAGUCUGAAAACUCAAUAAAGUGAUUUGAAAAGUGCGUUUUCGUUUCCCGUGAUCAGUCCGAACAAACGGUUUCAGAUGGAGCAGUGCCUCCAGUUAGCGGAGAGAGAGAGAAAGAGAUAAAUCAUGGCGUCGACAGAGAAUUUUAUAGUGUUUCUUUACAGUAUUUUCCAUUUUUGCGUUUAUUUUAUUUAUUUAUUUUUUUUCAGUUUUUCGCGCUUGCCAACGUAGCGGGGGCGGGUUCAUAUUUAACUGCGAAUCACCGGGUUUAAAGCUCACCGCAUCGCUUUUCCGGUGGAUCCUCGUUUCCGUGGAGACGUCGUCGUCGCCGCUGCUGCUCAAGUUUUUUUUUUUUUUUUUUAAAGCAAUAAAAACACCCGCAACGAAAAUAAAUGCGACGAGACAGAUAAAUUUAACGCCGCUGUGCUGCGUUUCAAGCGAAGCAGUAACGUCUCCAUGGAAACGACCACCAGAAAAGUUCCACAAUGCAGCUUUCGAGACGCUUCUAGAAAUAAUAUGGGUCAUUUUUGUAUUAGUAUUAUGAUUAUUUUGCGUAGUAUUAAAGCGGGGGUAGUGUUAAAGUAGUAUUAAAGCGCUUUCUCUCGUCGUUCCGCGUCAAAAAUCCCUGCCUGAAGACGUUCGAGAGUCGUCCGUGCGUGUCUGAGUCAUCUAGUGAUCUCUCCCGGUACGACAAGCCUCCCACCGCCCACGACAAUCCUCCGUAAAUACACAAAAACACGACGCGAAAAAAACCUGCACACGGCGACGGGAUGAACCGGCUGAGCGUUUCGUUGGUGUUCUGGGAUGGCGCUCUGAAGGGGGAGGGACUCAGCGCGGAGAGCAAAGGGCGGGGAGGACGUUCAUCUGCUGCUUUAGGCGAUUCUAGUAUUUUUAAAUCGAUUAAAAGGAACGUGCUGAUCAAAAUACGCGACGUGUUACAGUUAAAAACUCCACAAAAAAAAAAGUACCGUUUCUGGCUUUUCUCCCCUCGACCAAUACGGAACAUUUUAAAGCUUUUCUCAGUUUCUCUGGACCAAAACCACUCUGACGCGCCGGCUCUGCGGAGCGGCGUCUCUCUGCUGGAGGCGUUUGAAUUUAUACGCCUGUAAAAUGUGUUAAACUGUAAAUAAAUUGUGUUUUGUUUUGUUUUGUUUUUUAUUUCUUCAUUUUGAGAAUUUUUCUGUUUCUGGUUUGAGAUAUUUUAUUGUCGACAACAAACGUCCUGGAGUGUGAUUUUUAAAAACUUUAAAUAAAAGGCUAAAAAAAUAAAAAAUAAAUAAAAAAUCUGAAUUGAAAACAA